AUGCCGACGCAGCAGUCGACACCGAUUAUGUCGCUUCCCGAUGAUUUGCUAUUGAACUGCAUCGCACGCGUGUCGAGACUGUACUAUCCGACACUCUGUCUGGUCUCCAAGAGCUUUCGAUCGCUCGUUGCUUCACCCGAGCUAUACAAGGUCCGGUCACUCUUGGGCCGCACCGAGAGUUGCCUCUACGUUUGCGUAUGGUGCGGUUCUAAAUAUCGGUGGUUCACCCUAUGCCUUAAACCUGAUAAAACCCUAACAAACGAAGAAGAGAGUGAAGAAGAGAGCAGCAAGACGAAGUAUGUUUUGGCUAGAGCCUCAAUCCCAACUUCUAGUUGUGCCAGGUUUUGGUCUAUAGUGGCGGUUGGCUCUAAUAUCUACAACAUUGACGCAUCCAGUACCAUGUACAACGCUGACACAUCCACUGGACCCGUUGGCGUCUCCAUUCUGGAUUGCCGAUCUCACACGUGGCGCAAGUCUUGUCCAAUCUUUCAAGUGAAGCGGACGUCAUUUUCUGCUAGCGCCCUUGAUGGGAAGAUCUAUGUGGCCGGAUUGUGCAAAGACGACGGCUCCUAUAAGAACUCCAUCGAGGUCUUUGACACAAAAACACAUACUUGCGAUCAUGUGCCCAUCCCUUUCGGCGUGGAACUAAACGAUGAAACUGUAUGUAUUGAUGGAAAGCUCCAUGUGGUGCUUCGCGACACAAGGGUGCUCGCUUACGAUUCGAAACAAGGUAGAUGGGAUGAGGUGCUUUAUCCGGGGAUUAAUCAUUAUAUGGGCUCAGACGCUCAUUGCGAGAUAGACAGUGUUUUGUAUUCUGCUGCUAAUGGAGCUAUCAGAUGGUAUGACACUGAGGGAAGCAUGUGGAGGGAGCUGAUGGGUUUGGUGGGACUACCUGAGUUACCUGAUGGUAGUCGUGUCCGAUUGGCGGAUUAUGGUGGCAAGAUGGCUGUUUUUUGGGAACACAUGUCCCUUCAUGACUCUCUUGCCAUGACAGUUUGGUGUGCGGAGAUUGCGCUUGAAAGGUGCCAACCUUGUCAAAUUUGGGGAACAGUUGAGUGGUUCGAUCGUGUGCUCACAUCCUAUCAUCAUGACAUUGUCAAGGUUGUGGCUGCCACUCUUUGA
Molecule: messenger RNA, 1122 nt
Organism: Microthlaspi erraticum
Lineage: Eukaryota; Viridiplantae; Streptophyta; Magnoliopsida; Brassicales; Brassicaceae
Source: the annotation of a GenBank genome assembly